Molecule: messenger RNA, 1111 nt
Organism: Colius striatus (speckled mousebird)
Lineage: Eukaryota; Metazoa; Chordata; Aves; Coliiformes; Coliidae
Gene: CIMIP5
Product: chromosome 2 C2orf50 homolog
Exons: 3
Coding region: 16-519 (167 amino acids)
Source: RefSeq, a predicted model, not a curated record
AAUACUGGGGAAACGAUGAGUCUCAAAAUGGAAAAGUUGGGAAAGGGAUCUAGAUUCAAAAGAAAUACCUUGGUUAGGUCUUGGCAACCAGCAACCACACCUCUGGGGCCACCAGCCUCAGCUCCAUCUGUGUCUCUCGGCAGUACCCAACCCAGAAGAGCUGUCACUGCACAACCGGCUCCUCAGGCCUGGGCAGACGAGCAGGCAGCACUGCAGCAGGACCAAGUUCGACAGGAUAAGAUCUGGAGAGAGUCUGUGGAGGCUGAACAGAGAGGAAGAAAAAUCUGGUACCAGAACUGGAGUUUCCUAAAGGACUAUGACCAAAUGGGCAAGAAAAAGGAGCAGAAGCCACUGCCAAGCUAUAUGCCUGUGUUCUCAAGCAAAGUUCCCAACUCGACCAACCAGACUAUCGGCAGUCGGAUGAAUACUGAGCUUGGCAGGGCUCUGGUAAACAUGGAUUACUUUUUCAUCAGUGGAGCACGAAAGAGGAAACUUGAGGCUGAGCUCCAGCUUUCCUAGUGCUUCAGUAAAAACACAACAGUAACAAAGCAAGUUGAAUGGUUCUAGACAACAGACUCCACAACAUGUUAAAAAAAACCCCUCAAUCUUUUUCUCAGAAGAGACCAACACUACUGUCUAGUAGGGCUUUUUUAAGAGCAAAGAUGGAUGUUGCCCAACAAUGCUAUAGGAGGCAGUCCUCUUCAUAUGUGGGGUGACUGGGCCAUACACAGAGUUCACACUACAGAUCUCAUCCAUCUCUACAGUAAGGUUGCCACUAACAUCAGAAAGGACAAGAUUACAGCCAAAAGACUUUUUUCCUUGAAUUUUCACCUUCUGAAAAUAAACAAUUAAAGAGACCUGCUCACAUAAGAACCAACAUAAACAACAUACUUUCGAUUCUGAAAGCCGGUGCGAUAAAACACCACAGCUUGUUGCAUUCCAGGUAGUUAGUCAAGGAUUCAUCAGCCUCCUUCAACUGCAUGUUCAAGCUUGCUCUAAAGAAUAAAAGUUAGGGCACGUGAGACAUGUUUUAUGCUUUUUUGCCUCUCCCUGCUGAGACAGAAACCAAAUUUUUUUCACGCUAGUUUUCAUUUUUGAUACUUUAGAUUUG